CGCAGACCGCACCCCGGAAGCCUGCGCGCCCAGCUCCGCGUCCCGGAAGCUCGCGCAUGCGCGCCGAAGACCCGCAGCUGUUUGGCCGUUUCCAUGGCUACGAAGAGCGUUGCCCGGGGGCCUGGAAAGGAGAAAAUGAAGCUUAAGAGCCUCCUGCUCCGGUAUUACCCGCCAGGAAUUAUGUUGGAAUAUGAAAAGAGUGGAGAAUUGAAAACCAAAUCCAUAGAUUUGCUCAACCUCAGUUCCAGCACUGAUGUCAAUGCCUUAGUAGAAGAGAUACAGAAAGCAGAGCCUCUAAUCACAGCUUCACGAUCAGAUCAAGUAAAGCUUUUAAUACAGAGAUUACAAGAUAAACUCAGACAGCACAGCAACCACAAAUUUUAUCUUUUUAAGGUUCUCAGAGCACAUAUACUGCCAUUGACUAAUGUUGCACUUAAUAAAUCAGGCUCAUGCUUUAUCACAGGAAGCUAUGAUCGGACAUGUAAAGUCUGGGACACUGCAUCUGGAGAAGAGCUUCACACCCUGGAGGGCCACAGGAAUGUGGUCUAUGCCAUAGCAUUCAACAAUCCUUACGGUGACAAAAUUGCCACUGGGUCCUUUGAUAAGACUUGUAAACUAUGGAGUGCAGAAACGGGAAAAUGUUACCAUACCUUUAGAGGUCAUACAGCAGAAAUAGUGUGUUUAUCAUUCAAUCCUCAAAGCACAUUGGUGGCUACUGGGAGCAUGGACACAACAGCCAAACUGUGGGACAUUCAGAAUGGAGAGGAAGUGUUCACUUUAACAGGACAUUCAGCUGAAAUCAUCUCUUUGUCCUUUAACACCUUGGGAAACAGAAUCAUCACGGGAUCUUUUGAUCAUACCGUUGCAGUGUGGGAAGCUGAUACCGGAAGGAAGGUGUAUACCUUAAUCGGGCAUUGUGCUGAAAUUAGCAGUGCUCUAUUCAACUGGGAUUGCUCUCUGAUAUUAACUGGCUCUAUGGACAAAACCUGCAUGCUGUGGGAUGCCACAAAUGGAAAAUGUGUGGCAACGCUAACAGGCCACGAUGACGAAAUACUAGACAGCUGUUUUGAUUACACUGGAAAACUUAUUGCAACUGCUUCAGCCGAUGGAACAGCAAGAGUUUUCAGUGCAGCCACAAGAAAAUGCAUUACCAAAUUGGAAGGCCAUGAAGGCGAAAUUUCGAAGAUUUCUUUCAACCCCCAAGGGAAUCAUCUUCUGACUGGCAGCGCUGACAAAACAGCUAGAAUCUGGGAUGCUCAGACUGGUCAAUGCCUCCAGAUUCUCGAGGGGCACACGGAUGAGAUCUUUUCAUGUGCUUUCAACUAUAAAGGCAACAUAAUCAUUACAGGUAGCAAGGAUAAUACAUGUAGGAUAUGGCGCUGACUGAAGAAAAAGGCAGUUGGUGAACAAAUUUGCUAGUAAUGGAGAUCAAGACCUGGAGCUUCACAGAGAGCAAGCAAGCUGUUUUGAUAUUUCACGUUUUCUCUCUUUCCAAAAGUCAAUAAUUUAUACACUAUCCUUAGCUUCAUGGAUAUGACCAUUAAAACUGAUAAAGUUAUAUCAUUUCUUGAUAUUAUUUGAUGGGAAUGACAGGAAAGAGCAUAAUGUUUGGCAAAUGUUACUGGUCAUUUCAAUUUUGUUUUUAUUUUUAGUAGCAUCAUGGUAGUAAUUAAGGAAACCAGAGUGAUUUAACAGUGUGUCUCCAAGAUUCUAUUUGUAGGCUAUUAUAAUUUCUGUUGAAUAAAGUUUUUGGAAGCAGUUUUUAGUGAAUUGUACAUCUAUAUAUAUGAUGUAUGUUUCUCUUGUGAUGAGAACUUUUAAAUCUACUCUUGUAGCAACUUUCAAAUAUACAAUACAGUAUUAUUAACUAGAGUCACCAUGGUGUCUAUGACAUGCUCAAGGCUUAUUUAUUUUUUAACUGGAGGUUUGUAUGUUUUGACAGCCUUCACCCAUUUUGCCCAUCCCCCCAAUGCCCUGCCUCUGGCAACCGCAAACCACCAACCUGUUCUCUGUAUCUAUGAGUUCAGUGUUUUGUUUUGUUUUGUUUUUUCUGUUUUGUUUUCUUUUCAGGUUCUGCAUAUGAGUGAGAACAUACAGUAUUUGUGUUUCUCUGUCUGACUUAGUUUGCUUAGCAAAAUGCCCUCAAGGUCCAUUCAUGUUGUUGCAAAUGGCAAGAUUUCCUUCUUCUCUAUAG
Mirounga angustirostris (Northern elephant seal) is the source of this 2194-nucleotide messenger RNA. RefSeq names its product dynein assembly factor with WD repeats 1 (gene DAW1). The record is from RefSeq and is a predicted model, not a curated record. The transcript has 13 exons. The coding region runs from base 94 to 1383 and encodes 429 amino acids. NCBI's taxonomy places the organism in Eukaryota, Metazoa, Chordata, Mammalia, Carnivora, Phocidae. Gene Ontology annotation, molecular function: protein binding.